CUUCACUGAAAAAAAACUUCAAUCGACUAACCAAAAUCAAAUUCUCCAAAAAAAAAAAUCAACUGUUUCAACAAAAGCAAAAAAUGAAGCCAGUGGUACAGGAAACCAACAAUGGCAAAGUUACAAUCAAAGCAGAGUGCAGAGCAAACGAAGAAGGACGAAAACACGUUGAAAAGCUCGAACUCGAUACUAAAAACGUCGAUACUGUUAAGUACGUUGAGAAAAAGUUGACGGAAAAAGGGGUGCAGAGAUUGGAACGGCAUCCAUCGGACGGGUUGCCGUUAAAGCAUGAUCCGAAGAAGGGACACGGAGGUAAGUAUACGUGGGAAGGACCGGAUAAGGAAGCGGAUAAUGAAUUGGAUCCAGUGCCGCCGGCGUUGGAUGAGAAGGAUCCGAAUUAUGUGAAUGAAGAAGAAACAGAGGAAGAUGAAGAAGGAGUUAUUGUGGGUGAAAUUGAAGUAGCAAAAUUGGCUGAAGAAGGUGUUGCUAGAAUUGAAGUUGAUCCUAAUUUGAAAAUUGAUUAAUGAUAAUUGAAUGUUGUGAUUUGGGGAAAAAAAUGUUCAAUUUGUGUUUGUUAAUUAGUUGUAUUCAGAUGUUAAUGGUGAUGUAAUAAUAAGUGAAGUUUUUCUG
Solanum stenotomum is the source of this 630-nucleotide messenger RNA. RefSeq lists its product as uncharacterized. Bases 84 to 524 code for a protein of 146 amino acids. The transcript has a single exon. The record is from RefSeq and is a predicted model, not a curated record. Lineage: Eukaryota; Viridiplantae; Streptophyta; Magnoliopsida; Solanales; Solanaceae.